ACAAAGUUGAUAUAAAAGCUUAUCAUUUGAUUUGCUUGCACUUUAGUUAAAUUCCGAACGUUACUCACCACAUUUGUCGCGCUUCACAUCAUGAUUGGCAGAUUCUGGCACAUUCUUGCGGUGGUGGCAGCAGCAGCAUCGGUUUUAACACCCAGUCUGGCCGACGAACAGGCCAUUAGCAAAUGCGAUAAAAGCCCUUUGACCGAACUGACAUUUCAAUUGAGUGGCAGCAGUUUGUUGUGGCCCUGUGAUUCGACGAAAAACAUCUACGUUCAAUCGGGUCGUUAUGUACCGCGCAAUGUAAUAGUGACACGAGCUCAGCUACAGCGGGACUCUGCCUUUGUGGCUUUACCGCGCUACAAACAAGGUGUGCCAUUCACGCUGGGCAAAGUGAACCUGAAGAAGGGACAAUGUCUAACGAAAAUCGCACCAUAUCCCUGUUGGGCCAUACAGGAGGAGGGCAACUGUCAAGCUCUGCAGUCUGUGGUUGACAUUGCUGUGGAUCAAAAUGGUCUUUUAUGGGCUUUAGACGUGGGCAUUGUCAAUACCUUGGAACAGCCCAUACGACGUUGCAGUCCGAAAAUUGUUGCCAUUAAUACGGCCGAUGGCAAGGUGGUAAAGAGUAUCGACAUGAGUGACUUGGUUACAGCUGAAUCACGUUUGCAAUUCCUGGUCGUUGACUAUGGCAAUGACAAUAAACCGUUUGUCUAUGUCGCCGAUGCUGGUGCCCGCAGUAUUUUGGUCUAUGACAUAACUGGUGCCAAAUCGUAUCGCAUUGUCUUGCCCAAAGCCACAUGCCCCACUAACGACGUACUUUACAUUGCGCUGGCUGCCCAGGCUGAUGGCACAUCGACACUCUUCUUUACCUAUCUCAGCUCAUCGCGUCUAUACUCCAUUAAGGGAGAAUAUUUGCGCGUUGGUCAGGGUGCGGGUUCCAUUGUGGACGUUGGUGCUAAGCCGUAUGGAAAGCAAAUGGUAUUGUUGGGCGCAGAUGGUGGCAAUUCGUUGUUCUUCCGCUACAAAGGAGAAAAUGACAUCUACAUGUGGGAUUCGGAGACAUGCUUUAAGCCGGCAAAUCUUCAGGAAGUCCAGCGAGGUGGUGAUUGUCGUCUAUCAACACAGGUCCUGCCUGGCCAUAAACGUUUCAUGUGGGCUUUGGAAAGUAAUUUCCAUGAUUUUAUAUCUGAACGUACUGGCUGUAAUGGGGCUUCAAUUAUUCUGCAUCCGGUGGUGCGCGAAUGCGAUGAUUAAAUGCCAUUCGGUCGCAGCUUCUAUUAAAGACUAUAUGGAUAAUUUAUUGCACACACACACACAGACACACAUUCACACGGGAAGCAAUAUAUCAGCACAAACAGAAACUUUGCAACACAAACACAUUUGCAUAUGUGUGUGUUCUGUAUGUGGUGAUGUGUAUGGUAUUGCAUAGUUUCAUCUUGCAUUACAUUCGAUUUAAGCCAAUUAAUGUUAAACAAUAUAUAGCAUACUUUAAGGAGUUAAAUAAAAUUUAAAUAAACCUAAUCUAUUUUAAGCAGUAAA
This is a messenger RNA of Musca domestica (house fly), 1536 nucleotides long. Its product is annotated as major royal jelly protein 1. Lineage: Eukaryota; Metazoa; Arthropoda; Insecta; Diptera; Muscidae. The coding region runs from base 91 to 1251 and encodes 386 amino acids. The transcript is spliced from 4 exons. Gene Ontology annotation, cellular component: extracellular region. The record is from RefSeq and is a predicted model, not a curated record.